CAGGAGGAAGAGGAAGACGCCCGUUGGCAUCAGACCAAUGCAGCAAAGGGUGUGAGAGGAGUCGCCGCUUGCCACCGAGCUGCCAGACCCAGAAAGCAGGAUGGAGCUGGAGUGAGGUGGAGGGCUGCGAGCUGCUGACCGGCGCGUGGGACACUGGUGAUUUGCGGAUCACUGAGGCUGGCCAACGUUCAUGGCUCUCGGGUAGAGCCCAGCGAAACGGCCAGAAUGAAUUCUAUGGACAGGCACAUCCAGCAGACCAAUGACCGACUGCAGUGCAUCAAGCAGCACUUACAGAAUCCGGCCAACUUCCACAAUGCCGCCACGGAGCUGCUGGACUGGUGUGGAGACCCAAGAGCUUUCCAGCGCCCCUUCGAGCAGAGCCUCAUGGGCUGUUUGACGGUGGUCAGCCGGGUGGCCGCCCAGCAAGGGUUUGACCUGGACCUCGGCUACAGACUGCUGGCUGUGUGUGCUGCGAACCGGGACAAGUUUACCCCAAAGUCUGCCGGUAGGUGUCCGUCGGGGGCUCCAUGA
This is a messenger RNA of Carlito syrichta (Philippine tarsier), 531 nucleotides long. Its product is annotated as zinc finger MIZ domain-containing protein 1-like. The transcript has 5 exons. Lineage: Eukaryota; Metazoa; Chordata; Mammalia; Primates; Tarsiidae. The record is from RefSeq and is a predicted model, not a curated record. The coding region runs from base 226 to 531 and encodes 101 amino acids.